AUGUCCGACACGAGCCCGGAGCACUUGCCUUCCUCAGCCCUGGGUACAAAAGCCUACUGGGAUUCCCUUUAUACGAACGAGGUACAGAACCAUGCCGCCAAUCCGUCAGAUAGGGGAACAGUCUGGUUCGACGACUCGGACGCCGAGGCCAAGAUCCUGUCCUAUCUUGCGACGAAAGACCUGCCCCACGAUACAACUACCUUUCUAGAUCUCGGCUGCGGCAACGGCUCGCUACUAUUCGCCCUCAGAGAUGCUGGCGCGGACAGCAGCGACAGUGACGACGACCAGGAACAAGACGAAGGCGCGGACGCACCGAAAGAGUCGUGGACGGGUAGGAUGCUGGGCGUCGACUACUCCCCGCAGAGCAUAGAACUGGCGACGUCGAUACAAGCCUCGAGACCAAGUGAUCCAUACCUCGAAUUCCAGACCUGGGACAUCCUCUCUGGCUCGCUGUCAGAAGUACUGAAGGAGCCACAAUCUCAAACGGGAUGGGAUGUUGUCCUGGAUAAGGGAACCUUUGAUGCUAUCUCACUCAGCUCCGAGAAAGACAGCCAGGGCAGGCGGUUGAACGAGGGGUACAGGGAGAGGGUGCUUGGAUUGGUGAGGGAGGGAGGCUUCUUCGUUAUCACGAGCUGCAAUUGGACUGAGCCAGAGUUAAGAAAAUGGUUCGAGGACCAGGAGGGGUUCGCCUUGGACGGGAGAGUCGAGUAUCGGACAUUUUCUUUUGGGGGCGUCAAGGGGCAGCCCAUCACAACACUGUGCUUCAAGAGGAUAGACUAA
Emericellopsis atlantica is the source of this 780-nucleotide messenger RNA. Its product is annotated as S-adenosyl-L-methionine-dependent methyltransferase. Gene Ontology annotation, molecular function: protein-lysine N-methyltransferase activity. The transcript is spliced from 2 exons. NCBI's taxonomy places the organism in Eukaryota, Fungi, Ascomycota, Sordariomycetes, Hypocreales, Bionectriaceae. The record is from RefSeq and is a predicted model, not a curated record. The coding region runs from base 1 to 780 and encodes 259 amino acids. Gene Ontology annotation, cellular component: cytoplasm. Gene Ontology annotation, biological process: peptidyl-lysine monomethylation; peptidyl-lysine dimethylation.